Molecule: messenger RNA, 499 nt
Organism: Tupaia belangeri chinensis (Chinese tree shrew)
Lineage: Eukaryota; Metazoa; Chordata; Mammalia; Scandentia; Tupaiidae
Gene: ANKRD9
Product: ankyrin repeat domain 9
Exons: 3
Source: RefSeq, a predicted model, not a curated record
AAGCCAAGGGCAGGCAAAGAUGAGGAAGCCAUGGCUCAGCGGGGGACAGUGAUAAACCCACCUUUGUGAACUGGGUGGUCGUGGUGCGGGAGCCAGGGUAGUCAGCCUGUCUGCCAACCUGGGUCCAUGCCUUGAGGCCAGAAAGCACCUUGCUGCCAGCAUGCCGUGGGACACUCGUCGGCCUGGGGGCGGUGCAGACGGCGGGCCUGAAGGUGCGGGCGCAGCGCGCUCACAGGCACAAAAGCAGUGCCGCAAGUCAUCGUUCGCCUUCUACCAGGCGGUGCGCGACCUGCUGCCCGUAUGGCUGCUGGAGGACAUGCGCGCCAGCGAGGCCUUCCACUGGGACGAGCGCGGGCGUGCCACCGCCUACUCGCCGUCGGAGGCCCUGCUCUACGCGCUCGUGCAUGACCACCAGGCUUACGCGCACUACCUGCUGGCCACGUUCCCGCGGCGCGCUCUCGCACCGCCCAGCGCUGGCUUCCGCUGCUGCGCGGCGCCC